AAGCACAAUGGUCAGGGUGAAAGCAAAUUUGCUGCCAAGUAGCGACUGCUGAUUGCCACGAUGGGGUGUGUGUGUGUAGGUUGCCCUGGACCGCCUCACUCGGCCCAGGUCCUUUUCUUCUCCUCCUCCCCCCCCUUCUCGUGAACUUUCCCUCCCUUCUUUUCCUCACCCGCAUCGCAUCUCUCUGUAGCGCCUGCGUCCCACGUUCCUUACCUUGCCUUUUUUUUCGCACCUGCCCUGUCACUCCUUCAGAUCCAACUACUUCAUCAAAAAAAAAUAUUUUGCUAUCAUAUCGUACAUUUCUUCCUUUCUUCCUUUUUCUUUUUACAGCAGCGCUUGGCCUGUUUUCUACUACCUGCCGGUACACCGCGCCAUCAUUGAUUUGCCAUCGUUUUCCGUAACCCCCAAUAUCAGCGGAGCGGAAGGAAAAGAAUCGAAAAUCCCACCAUCAGCAUCUAGGAUAGUAUCGAAAUGGUCUCGUUCAAUGCUCUUGCUGCUGCUCUCGCAGCUUUUGCGGCGGUUUCUGAAGCUACCUAUCAUGGACAUAUGGCCAAGCGUCAUCUCCACAUGAGGGCCUCUUAUGGGAACGUGACUGAUGUCUACCCGGUUCCCAUUGGAACUGGUAGCCCGGCCCCGGUUCCUGUCACCACCACUCCGGCUGUUGUCGAUUCUCCAGAAACUGACUACACCACCACUACUGCCCAGACCAUCGCCACGUGUCUUACGGUCACUUACACCUUGGGAAAUGGAAAAGAGGUUGUUACCACCAUUACAAAGGUAUGUUGUACUCCAAUAUCCGAUAUACGCUCUCGAGGUCUUUGGGGACUGACAAAUUUGAUAUAGUACGAGACAACUACUAAAUCGGUUGCCCAUGUCAAGGCUACCUUGACUGUCGCUCCAAUCAUCGAGUCGACUCCCAGCGUCUCCCCUAUGUCUGCCUCUUCUACUGUCGCUCCCGUUGCUAGCUCAGUUCCCAGCAGCAAAGAGUCUAGUCACACCCCUGUGUCUGCCCCUUCUACUGUCGCUCCCGUUGCCAGCUCAGUUCCAAGCAGCAAAGAGUCUAGUCACACUAGUACCACUACCCUGUAUGUCACUGCGCCCCCAAGUGGGACCCACACUGUUGCGGCGGGUCCUAGUGCUCCCACUUGCCCCAGCAUUGAGACCGUGUACCUUCCGACAUAUAUCACUAUCUACAACACAGUGGUGAGUAUUCGUGAUACCCCCCCCCCCACAUGUUAUAAAUGUUGGCUGCUGACAAUAUCUCAGACCGCGGUCCCCCCUCCCCCACCCACUCACAGUCCUGUGAUGAUACCAUACCAAAACACUACCUCCCGAACGACAAGAACCAGCACCACUACCCUCAGCUUUUUCAAGACGGUGACGCUGACCGGGUCCCCCGCCCCAACCGCGCUUUAGAGCGUUGGAUUCCUCGACAUGCGCAUAGUCUCUUUGUUGAAAUUUAG
Messenger RNA from Tuber aestivum (summer truffle), 1463 nucleotides. The record is from the annotation of a GenBank genome assembly. NCBI's taxonomy places the organism in Eukaryota, Fungi, Ascomycota, Pezizomycetes, Pezizales, Tuberaceae.